Messenger RNA from Dioscorea cayenensis subsp. rotundata (Guinea yam), 1175 nucleotides. Its product is annotated as 50S ribosomal protein L22-like. Gene Ontology annotation, cellular component: ribosome; mitochondrial large ribosomal subunit. The record is from RefSeq and is a predicted model, not a curated record. The transcript has 6 exons. Gene Ontology annotation, biological process: ribosome assembly; translation. Gene Ontology annotation, molecular function: structural constituent of ribosome. NCBI's taxonomy places the organism in Eukaryota, Viridiplantae, Streptophyta, Magnoliopsida, Dioscoreales, Dioscoreaceae. Bases 208 to 1014 code for a protein of 268 amino acids.
GUGGUCUGGAUCUCGAUCGAUCGGUGUAUGAACUGCCAGCCUAAACCCUAAUCCCAAAUCACUAAUCGCAUCCUCCUCCUCCUCGAAUUCCUUCUCUCCAAAACCUCACGCUGCUGUUUCUCUGUCUUUGAUCCCUGGAAAGUGGAAACCCUAGUUCUCUCCUUCACGACGAGCUACUGAUUGUGUUCUCUUUGGUUUCUUGUGAUCAUGGAGGUGUGGCGGAGAUGCCUUCGAUCAGCGCUUCACCAGGCGAGCUCAACCAUUGGGAGGAAUCAUCAGGCAUCUGUUGCGCCGUAUAGCACUUUCACGAAACCUCGUCCGUCGCCAGCUGGUCAAGCUUUGUUUCAAAUGAGAUCAUAUGAUUUUGCCGUGAAGAGAAUUCCUGCUCCAUUCCAUCAAUUCAGGCAACAGUUGGGAAUUUGUAGUUCAAGGUAUCUGUUGGCGGAGAGCGGCACAGAUGUGGUGCCAAUUUCUUCUCCCCUUAUGCCUGAUUUAGGCUCUGGACGGAAAACUGAGAAGAAAGGUGUAGCUUCUAAACCUUUAAAAGUUCAAGCUAUUAAAAAGGAUGUAAGACAGAGUCCCAAGAAGGUCAAUUUGGUGGCUAAACUAGUUCGAGGAAUGCGUGUUGAAGAUGCACUUCUUCAGUUGCAAGUAACUGUAAAAAGAGCUGCAAAGACCGUCUAUCAGGUCAUUCACUCAGCUCGCGCUAAUGCUACCCAUAAUCAUGGGUUGGACCCAGAUCGUCUUCUUGUUGAUGAAGCCUUUGUCGGGAAAGGGCUAUAUUUGAAGCGUCUCUCAUACCAUGCUAAGGGAAGAAGUGGGAUUAUGGUGCGGCCAAGAUGUCGCUUGACUGUUGUAGUGAGGGAGACAACUCCUGAAGAAGAGGCUAAGAUCGCGAAGUUGAGGGUCAGCAAUUUCAAGAAGCUGACAAGGAAGGAAAGGCAAUUAGUCCCUCAUCAGCUCAUUGAAACCACACCAAGGUGGGGCCGGAAACGCAAAGAGAGCAUUUGCUAGGAUUGUAUGAUUCCCUUUUUUGCAGAAAUUACCAGUUGAAGUUUAGAGCUUAUGAGGUCCUGAUGGAUAUUGAUGAUUUCUCAGUCUGUAAUUUAAUGUGCACCCAAUUUCUUGUCAUUAUCCCAGUUGCAAUGGAUGAAUGCUAGAAAUUUUAGCAGGAA